AUGAAAACUGUGGGUUUAUCUUUGACUUUCCCUUUCCCUUUCCCUUUCCCUUCGCAAACUUGAAAGGAACGAACUUCCUUCCUUCCUUCCUUCCUUCUCUAAAUUUGAACAGAAACCGAUCAAUUUGUAAAAUCAUGGAUCAAAUCAAUGCUCUCAAAGGCUAUGGCAAACUCACUCACCUCAACCUCGACCUCGAACAUCAAAUUCCCCCACCCCCCUCCAAACCAAACUCCAAAUUCCCCACCAACCACAAUUUUUCUCUCCUACUCCGCUUCGCCGCCGCCAUCUCCGCCCUCCUCCUCACCGCUCUAAUCAUCAGUCUGAUCGUCGGAGUCUACAUCCACAACUCCACCCCCGACAACAAAUCAUCAUCUAAUAACGCUGCCCACACAAUCAGCAUCGUCUGCAACGUAACUCGUUACCCUAAUUCCUGCUUCACCUCAAUCUUUUCUCUCAAUUCCUCUCCCCAACCCGACCCCGAACUCAUUUUAAACCUCUCUCUCCAAGUUUCCCUAAACGAGCUCUCCAAUAUGUCCCGAUGGCUAAAAAGCGUAGGUGGAGAGGGCGACGGAGGAGCAGCAGCAGCUUUGAAGGACUGCCAGAGCCAAAUCGAAGACGCAAUUAGCCAAGUCAAUGAUUCGGUAGCAGAAAUGAGAGGCGGUUCCGGGGAGAAGACGUUGACGGAGAGUAAGAUCGGGAACAUUCAGACGUGGAUGAGCAGUGCGAUGACGAAUGAGGAAAGCUGUUUGGAGGGAGUGGAGGAGAUGGAUGCGACGUCGUUUGAAGAGGUGAAGAGGAGGAUGAAAAAGUCCAUAGAAUACGUAAGCAACAGCUUGGCCAUCGUGGCUAACAUCCACGUCAUUCUUGACAAAUUUAAUAUGCCACUUCACUAAUUUUUAUUUUUAAAAUGUAAUCAUCAUCAUCAUCAUCAUGUUCAAUACAAAUACCCCUUUGUUUGUUUGUUUUUCUUUUAAUUCCCUCAAUGAAAAGAAAAAAUAAAUAGUCCUUGUUGAUACUUUGGAAAUUGUAUUUAUUUGACAAAUUUUAGUCUUGCUUCUCUAACAAUGAAAUGCUCAAAUUUGCAAUGCAAUCUAUUCUU
This is a messenger RNA of Cucumis sativus (cucumber), 1099 nucleotides long. RefSeq names its product pectinesterase 3. Bases 135 to 893 code for a protein of 252 amino acids. Lineage: Eukaryota; Viridiplantae; Streptophyta; Magnoliopsida; Cucurbitales; Cucurbitaceae. The record is from RefSeq and is a predicted model, not a curated record. The transcript has a single exon. Gene Ontology annotation, biological process: negative regulation of catalytic activity. Gene Ontology annotation, molecular function: enzyme inhibitor activity.